Molecule: messenger RNA, 1383 nt
Organism: Epinephelus fuscoguttatus (brown-marbled grouper)
Lineage: Eukaryota; Metazoa; Chordata; Actinopteri; Perciformes; Serranidae
Gene: jmjd8
Product: jumonji domain containing 8
Exons: 9
Coding region: 121-936 (271 amino acids)
Cellular component (GO): cytoplasm
Source: RefSeq, a predicted model, not a curated record
GGCUCUCUGGCAGGAAGUGAAGGAAGGAAGAGUACAGUUUAUUCUCAGGGAUAAUGCGAGAUAUUCACCGUAUUUUCUCCUAAAGUUUGUUAAAAUUGCGUCUUCGGGCUACAGUUUUGAAUGGAAUAUAAAAUAGCUGUGUUAACUACAUGUACACAGUUUGUGCUGUUAUGUUUCAUCGGACUGAAGGCAGGGGAGCCGUCAGAUGACGGAGGCGGCUGGUUAUUUAACUCAGAUUCCAGAUUACAGGAUGAAGGUCCUUGUAACAUCGAUGUGCUGGACGGCUCUUCACUCUCACAUCAACAGUUCAUUGAAAGAUAUGCAUACAGCAGACCGGUGAUCCUCAGAGGUCUGACUGAUAACACGAAAUUUAGGUUGUCGUGCUCCAAGUCGAGUUUACUACAAGAAUAUGGGGCCCGGAAAGUUCGGCUCAGUACAGCUAACACUUACUCUUACAGGAAAGUGGAUGUCCCUUUGCAGGAGUACGUGGACAUUUUACUGAAGCCUCAGUCUGUAGACACUCUCGGCAGCGACACGCUGUAUUUUUUUGGAGACAACAACUUCACAGAGUGGCAGAGUUUGUUUGAGCUGUAUGAGUCUCCACCAUACGUCCUGCCUCACACCAGCGGAGCGUACAGCUUUGGGAUCGCAGGUCCUGGAACAGGAGUCCCCUUUCACUGGCAUGGCCCUGGUUACUCUGAAGUCAUCUAUGGAAGAAAGCGUUGGUUCCUCUACCCGCCUGACAAGGAGCCUCAUUUCCACCCGAACCACACCACCCUGUCCUGGGUGAUGGAGACCUACCCCAACCUGCCAGAGGACGAGGCGCCGCUGGAGUGCACCAUCAGACCUGGAGAGGUGCUGUAUUUCCCCGACCGCUGGUGGCACGCAACGCUCAACCUGGAUACCAGCGUGUUCAUCUCCACCUUCCUCGGCUGAGCUUCAUCUCCAGUAUUUUUAUUUGAAGGAACUCAUUACAUCUGUUUUAUCAGUUUGUCUUCCAGUGUAGAUUGACAAGAGGAGAAACACUCACAAGCGGAUCCAACAAAACAAAUGUUUAAAAUAUUACAUAUGAUGUUCUUGGUGAUGAGAGUAAUGAACUGUGAUUUUUGGGAUCUUAUUUUAGUCUAAAGCACCACAGUUACAUUCCAGCUGAAUCUUUUUUUUCCUCUUUAAAUUCAGCCAUAUUUUCUAAUAACACAAUAAAAGUGCGUUUUCAAUGACCAAAGGAGCUUAAGAGAAACAACGUUCUGCAGGUUGUCACAUACAAUGAUAAGUUACAUUUCUGUCAGGAUCAACUUUUGAUAGAAAUACAUGUGAAUCUAUCAUCAUAUCAUUUUUCUCAAUCAGUUGAAUUUUCUUCAAUUAAUAAAGCACAUAACAUCU